AUGAAAAUAUUAUUUAUUUUAGUAUUGUUUUUUAUUUUUGGGUUCAAACAACAAUUAACAUAUUGUCAAGUUGUUUGUAAUGGUUGGAUUGAUUCAGAUUUACAAGUAAUUACAACACCUUGUGGAGAAAAUAUAGGAAAUCCAUGUCAGACAAUUGAUCAAGCUGUUGAAACUUGUGGAAAUUAUGAUACAAUAAAUUUAUAUUUCGCUCAAACAACAAAACCAUUUAUAAUAAGUGAGAAUGGUUCAUUCAACUCUAUCAAUAAUAAAACCAUUACUCUUAAUAAUAUUAAUAAUAAUAAUCAACCAAUUUUAAUUGAUUUAUCAACUACAACAAAACCAUUUAUAAAUAUUACUCCAAAUGAAAACAAUAAUUCAAAUUUAACAAAUACAAUAAGCAUUAAUGGAUUUACUUUUUCAAAUCAAAAUAUUCAAUCAUCAUCAUCAUCAAUAAUUAAAAUGGUAAAUAGUAAUUUGAAUAUGAAUAUUAACAAUUGUAACUUUUUAAACAAUACUCUUGGUCAAAAUGGAUUAUUUUAUUUUUCAAGUGAUCCAAAUGUUAAAAAUAGUAAUGUUGGUUUAAUUUCAAUUGUGAAUUCAAAUUUUAUUAAUAAUGUUGGUAAUGAUUAUAGUAUAAUAUAUUCAGAUUAUGAUUCACAUAUUAUCAUUGAUAACUGUUUAUUUAAAAAUAUUUCAAGUAAUAAAGAAGGUGCUGUAUUAGACUUGGAAAAAGGUUUUACAACAAUUACAAAUUCAUUAUUUCAAAGCAUUUUAUUAAACAAUAAAAGUGGUGCUAAUGUAAUAUUUUUGGGUACGCCUCAACCAUCCAAUGAUAAUUAUUUAAUUACAAUUGAUAAUAUAACAAUUUCAGAUAGUUUCACUGGAUAUGGAAUUGUAAUAACAUCUCUAUAUUAUACAAUCAAUAUAAACAAUUCCAAAUUUAUAGAUAAUUAUAAUUUUUUAUCAAUUGGUGUUUUUAAUUCAAUCAUUUCAGAUAUUAAUAUAAAUAAUUGUAUUUUCCAAGAUAAUAGUAAUUUAAAUUCAAAUAGUUUAGCUAAAGGUGGUGCAAUUUCAUUAAUAAAUUCACCAGCAAAUAUAAGUAAUUCAAUUUUUAAUUUAAAUUCAGGAAAUUUAGGUGGAGCAAUUUACAUUGGUAAUGGAAAACUAUUAUCUAAUCCUAUUGUAAUUAUUGGUUGUACAUUUAUAGAUUGUAAAGGAACAGUCGAUGAUGGUGAUUCAAUUUUUAUUAAUGGUUCUACUUUGGUUGAAAUUACAAAUUCAACAUUUACUCAAAGUACUCAACAAAAAUCAAAUCAACCAAAAAAUUCACAAGUUUAUUGUCAAUCAACAAGUCUUUUAUUAUCAUCAUUAAAAUUUAUUAAUCAAUCAAAUUCUGAUGAAUUAUUAACUUGUUUUAAUAAUUCAAAUUGUAAAAUCAUUGAAAAAAGUGAUAAACAAUAUUAUAAUUCUUGUAACCCUCCAAAUGGUAAAAAUGAUAGUGAUGAUAGUAGUAAUAAUAAUAAUGAACAUAAUCAUCGUAGAUUAUCACCAUUGCAAAUAUUUGGUAUAGUUGUAGGCUCAAUUAUAGUAGUAAUAAUUAUAUUUUUAAUUGUUGUUUUAAUUUAUAUUAAAGUUAAAAGAAAUAGACAUUAUAUUCCAAUAAAAUAA
Dictyostelium discoideum AX4 is the source of this 1668-nucleotide messenger RNA. RefSeq lists its product as hypothetical. NCBI's taxonomy places the organism in Eukaryota, Evosea, Eumycetozoa, Dictyosteliales, Dictyosteliaceae. The record is from RefSeq and is a predicted model, not a curated record. The transcript has a single exon. Bases 1 to 1668 code for a protein of 555 amino acids.